CCCUGGAGAAAGUCAGAUGUGGACUGAAUAUUAGAAAAUGUGAUUGCAUUAAUGUUCAUGUCUUAGAAAUGCUAAUAACAUUACAAUUUGUAGGAAAAUGACCUCAGGAACGGAUGCUGAAGUGUUCGGGGUGGCAUGUCACGUCUGCAACUUGACUAGAAAUGGUCCAACAAAACCAGUAUUUACAGACAGAAUACACCUAGACAGAGCACACAUGGAUCAGGGUCAGCAAGGGCAGAAUCUGGUGAAGGGUCCUAUGUGUUCAUUGUUGUCUUUCAUCUUUUCUCUGAUUUGAAAAUUUUCGAAAUCAAAAGUGCAUCAAAGAAGUCGGAGAUUCCAUGGCUAUUGUCUGGCUUGGAAGGACUCAGAAUUCUGUUCCCAGCCUCUCCCAGGGGACUCGCCUAAAGUCUUCUAGGCAUCUGUUGCCUGUGCAGUUUGUCGAUAAGGAGGAAGCAGCUGAGUAACGGUGCUUGGUGGUGGCAGCGCUGGGGACAAGGGGCCAGCCCCACUCACAGUCCCAGGAGGAAGGGAGGAAAUGUCUGCCAGGCACGUGCAGCAUCAGGAAACUCAUAAAAUCUUUUCUGGCUGCUUUUUAACUGCUGGCCAGGCCAAGCCCAGGUUAACUCUGAAGUCUGCUUCUGGGUGUAGAAGCUGAGUUCUCCCAUCAGCUUUUUCUCUGAGCCUCUGAGGACUGUAAAGAACCUACCUAGAAGGUUCCUGCCACAAGCAAGUGCAUGACCAGCUCGAAGCACAGCCCAUUCUGUGUGCUGGGGGCUUGUGAAGCACUUUCCAUUCUGCACACCAUUUUAUCUUCACGUGGGACAUGGUCCUACAUCAUAAGCAAAUAAACAGCCUGUAGGGUUUAGUGCUCGUAGGUCCAGGGCAAACUCCUGAGGAUUCAGACCCAGCACUGCCUGGCUGUGGCCUGCCGUGUGCGUUCCCAGGAAGCGGAGGGAGCAGGUGAAAUCAGAUUCCGCAGUAAUCCCUGGUGCCUUCCAUUGGAGGAUAAUCCUCUUGGGCCUGGUAGCAGAGCUCUGAAAGGUUUGAAAAGCGAGGAGGGGAGGAGGAAACUAAUCUGAUUGAGCACAUCUGCCAGUUCUAAGAGAUUGCUGGCUGCCAGCAGUGCUGUGCAAGGGUCUUAGUGCCACCCCAGUACAGUGCACCUUCACCUCGCCACCUCCUGCUCUGGGGAGGGAAAGAGAGCUCGUUUCUGCUGAGUGCAUGCAACCAAGGCUGGCUCAGCACAAGAUUCAGGGGAGCCGGGGCAACUUUGGAAAAAAUAAAUAAAUAAAAUUCUUCCUUUUAAAAACUGCACAAAGAAUACAUGAUCAUUGGAGAAAAAACUGGGGAAUGAAAAAUUCAAAUGGCCUAAAAUAUCUGUUUCCUGAGAGGACUAUUCUUUCAUUUAACAAAUAUUUAUUGGGUACCUACUAUGUGCCAGGCAUGUGCUGGGAACUGGUGGCACAGCAGCGAAUGGGUUGGACUCAGUUCCUAUUCUUACAAGGCUUAGAGUCAGAUGCCAGCCAUUAAUAUUAAUACUUGAUGUUAAGCAAGUAAUCUAAGUGUAGGAAGUCCGUUUAAUAUCUGGAGGUCUCUAAACUGAGCUCUGGAGGACACCGAUAAGGGGCGUGAGGGGAAGAGCAUUCCCAGCCCGGGGAGGGGUUGGAGUCCCACGUGGCUGGAUCCUGUGCUUGAAGAGGGAGUGUUGCGGGGAGUAUGGGGGGAGCUGCCAAAGCCAAUAGAGCCAGUCGGCCAGAGCCUCAACCCUGGGAUUUCCAGCCAUGCAGGAGGCUCUUCCUCUUUGGGCAGCUUUGACCUCGCGUUGGCCUGCCUGAGUUGUUCUUGUGUGCAAGACAAGAAAGUGUGUACUUCAGACACAGCACCGUUGCAGGCUGAGCGACUGGGCUCCGGAAAGGGAUGGAAUGUGUGCUUGCUGUAAACUGCAUGGUGCGGGGCUGGUAGUGCCUCUGCCCUUCACUGUCUUGUACAUUUCCAAUCACUAGACUCCUCUGCAUCAAAGAACAGAGCUCUGUGUCAGGUCGUCGUUACCCACCAAGUGGGCUGCUGCAAGGCUUGCCGAGAAGAGAGCAACCCUGGCUUGCUGAGACGUGGUUGAUUCAUUCUGCAGUGACGUCUUUUGAGCCGUCCUCAGGAAUGUGUUGUAUCUACUGUGGAGCAGCCUGUGGUGGUUACUUCCUUAUCUCCCCUAAGCAGCAUGAGAGAUGGGAACUGGGUCAGAGGCACUUGCAGCUGGGAGCAGGUAAGUUCGAGGAUCGGGAAGACCACGUCCCCAAGUUGGAGCAAAUAAACAGCACGAGGAUCCUGAGCAGCCAGAACUUCACCCUCACCAAGAAGGAGCUGCUGAGCACAGAGCUGCUGCUCCUGGAGGCCUUCAGCUGGAACCUCUGCCUGCCCACGCCUGCCCACUUCCUGGACUACUACCUCUUGGCCUCCGUCAGCCAGAAGGACCACCACUGCCACACGUGGCCCACCACCUGCCCCCGCAAGACCAAAGAGUGCCUCAAGGAGUAUGCCCAUUACUUCCUAGAGGUCACCCUGCAAGAUCACAUAUUCUACAAAUUCCAGCCUUCUGUGGUCGCUGCGGCCUGUGUUGGGGCCUCCAGGAUUUGCCUGCAGCUUUCUCCCUACUGGACCAGAGACCUGCAGAGGAUCUCAAGCUAUUCCCUGGAGCACCUCAGCACGUGUAUUGAAAUCCUGCUGGUAGUGUAUGACAAUGUCCUCAAGGAUGCCGUAGCCGUCAAGAGCCAGGCCUUGGCAAUGGUGCCUGGCACACCCCCCACCCCCACUCAAGUGCUGUUCCAGCCACCAGCCUACCCGUCCCUCGGCCAGCCAGCGACCACCCUGGCACAGUUCCAGACCCCCGUGCAGGACCUAUGCUUGGCCUAUCGGGACUCCUUGCAGGCCCACCGUUCAGGGAGCCUGCUCUCGGGGAGUACAGGCUCAUCCCUCCACACCCCGUACCCCCCGCUGCAGCCCCUGGAUAUGUGUCCCGUGCCCGUCCCUGCAUCCCUUAGCAUGCAUAUGGCCAUUGCAGCUGAGCCCAGGCACUGCCUCGCCACCACCUAUGGAAGCAGCUACUUCAGUGGGAGCCACAUGUUCCCCACCGGCUGCUUUGACAGAUAGGCCACCUCCGGACCUCACGAGGAAGCCUUGGAGAUGUGGGCAGAGGAAGAGGACACUGAAGAGGAGAGCUCAGCCAAGUGAGGCAGCAGGAGGCCAUCCCUGAAGAGCCUUGGAACGUGGAGGGUCUGUGCUCCUUUUAAAUAAAACUGACCCAGAGCAAAACAUUCAAUAACAUACCUCACCCGAGAGCAUUCCUCUGAGAAACGUCUGCCACGUGUGACUAGGGUACAAGAGGAUGGCUUGGUGGCCGUCCCCCCACGCAGGGGCCCAGUGAAUCGAGAAAGACUUGAUAAGAGGCCAGGAGAGUGGGAACUGGACACAGACCACUGAUCUCAAGCAUGUCCAGUUUUUAGCAUUAAAGACUUCUCUAUUCUUUGCUGAUGGCAGCUACACCACUGAAAAAGGAGGGGCAGCCUGGUGUGUUCUCAGGACCCCCGGAGGAUCCCAUAUUGGGUGCUUUUCUUUCCCUGGCUCUGUGCAGAGGGGCCUGAGUUGGUGUGUAUGCCUGAGUGUUUGCCUUGUGAGGCACAGUGGGUGGCUGUCUUGCCUUUGUUUUCGAACCUAAAACCAUUUUCAGCCUUUUAGAUAUGUCAUGUGCUGCUGCUUCCCGAAGUGGUCUCGCUUUCUGUUUCGUAAGAUGUCUUGUUUACACACUGUAUCAGGGAUUUGGUGAUACUUGAAAAUUCCUUUGGAGAAAAAAACAAAUUUAAUUGCCACACUGCCUGUCCCACAUGAGGGCUGUUAAGGUGGAACCCAAGUUUGAACCCAACUUGUGAUGGACCUGCAGGUAACCACAGAGCUUCCUUUUUGAAAGCAUAUGGUUGGAGAGAACCAUUUUCCCAGCUCUCGGUUCCGGAAGAUUCCACGUCUUGGAGGCUGUUUUCACCACUAGAACUUUAAUAACUACCCAGGGAGGGAGAAGCUCGUUGAAAGGAAGACAAAGAUUUAAACAAUUCCCACCUCUCUCCACCACAUACUUACAGGGCAUGAGUUUAACCCAGUCUAGGCUUUGAGUGUGGCUGAUAGCGAAGGAUAGCAAUGUGGAAAAUUUGCUUAGUCCCACCUGUAUUUGGGGAGUGGGAUGUACAUGGGCAUUUGAUACCACCAUUGAUAGGCAAGCGACUGGUUGGAUCAAAAGCCAGUAUUUAGGGAUCUGCAGCGAGAGGGCCCUCAGGAAGACUCUUGUAACCAUGUGCAAUAUGUUUUUUUUCUGACUCGCAGCUCGUGCUCAGCAUGUUCUUUGGUUUAGUUUGGGGUUGGGGGACACAUUGUUCACCCAUCAGAACUGGGAGGUGCAAAGGACCGUGGAAGCAAUUUUUGUUUUGUUUGAGGAAUACCUGUCUUGGAUUCCUUAGCCCCUUGCCAGUCCUGGAGACUGUGGCAGGGGCCGCCAGGAAGGCAGCUGUCUGCUGCUGAGUCAGAUCCGAAGGUGGUGAAUUUCCAGAGCAGCUGAAAAUCUCAGCGUGGAGACAGUAAGAAAAGAGACGGGGUGUGGAUAAGACUCUGCCACCGUGUCACACUAGCAUAGGAGGCUGCACGUUCAUUUGUUGUUGUUUUUUUUUUUUUUCCUUUGCCAACCUCUGUUCUAUUUAUGUGCAAGCAGUUUGGAUUCAAGUUUUUGUAUCUGUCUGUUCUGGGACCUGGGGAUUGUGAGGGUUCCCUCACAGCCAGCACGACCCCCAGAAAGAGGCGUCCCACAAUAAACACGUCACCUGCU
This is a messenger RNA of Pan troglodytes (chimpanzee), 4861 nucleotides long. It is a transcript of the gene CCNJL, whose product is annotated as cyclin J like. The transcript has 4 exons. NCBI's taxonomy places the organism in Eukaryota, Metazoa, Chordata, Mammalia, Primates, Hominidae. The coding region runs from base 2155 to 3144 and encodes 329 amino acids. The record is from RefSeq and is a predicted model, not a curated record.